Anguilla rostrata (American eel) is the source of this 3908-nucleotide messenger RNA. Its product is annotated as extracellular calcium-sensing receptor-like. Lineage: Eukaryota; Metazoa; Chordata; Actinopteri; Anguilliformes; Anguillidae. Gene Ontology annotation, cellular component: plasma membrane. Gene Ontology annotation, biological process: G protein-coupled receptor signaling pathway. The record is from RefSeq and is a predicted model, not a curated record. The transcript has 6 exons. Gene Ontology annotation, molecular function: G protein-coupled receptor activity. Bases 10 to 2553 code for a protein of 847 amino acids.
CUAGCACUGAUGGCUGGAGCUCUCACACAGGCAAAGGGAAGGUCAGGGUCUGGGUGCACACUGCAGGGAACCCCCAGGCCUGCUUCAGUCUCCGAACCUGGGGACUUUGUGAUCGGAGGCGUUUUUACCAUCCACUACAAAUUGAUCACCGCUGAGCAUAACUACACCAGCCGACCCAAAGCGCCGCAGUGUACGGGGAGGUUGGAUUUCCGGCAAAUGCGCUUUGCUAGAACCAUGGUUUUUGCCAUCAAGGAGAUCAACAACAGCUCAGAGCUCCUGCCAGGUGUAACUCUGGGCUACCAGAUCCAUGACUCCUGUGCCUCUGUGCCAGUGGCUGUGAAGGUGGCAUUCCAGCUGGCCAAUGGCAUUGAGCCAGUUUUCUUUCCCACCCAGUCCUGCUCAAAGUCUGCCACUGUGCAUGCUGUUGUGGGCGACUCUGGCUCCACUCCUUCCAUCGCCAUGUCCAGAAUUCUCGGACCCUUCGGCAUCCCCCAGGUGAGCUAUUUUGCCACCUGUGCCUGUCUUAGUGACAAGCUACAGUUCCCCACCUUCUCCAGGACCAUCCCCAGUGACUACUACCAGGCAGCUGCCCUGGCUAGACUAGUCAAGCAUUUUGGCUGGACAUGGAUUGGAGCGGUGCGGAGUGACUCAGACUAUGGUAACAAUGGGAUGGCCGCCUUCCUGCAGGCUGCACAGGCAGAGGGCAUCUGCGUGGAGUACUCAGAGGCACUCUACAGGACAAACCCUCGCGCAAAAGUGCAACACGUGGCAGAGGUCAUCAGCAGGUCCACGGCCCGCGUCGUUGUGGCGUUCAUUGCCUCGGGCGACAUGCUGGUCUUGCUGUCAGAGCUGGAAGGCAGGCUGAUGACCCCGCUACAGUGGAUUGGGAGUGAGGACUGGGUCACUGACCGCAUGAUGUUGCAGUUUCGUCUGUUUAGCGGUGCCAUCGGCUUUGGCAUCCCCCGCUCAGUCAUUCCAGGGCUGCGGGACUUCCUCUUGGACCUGGGGCCGGCACAGGUUUCCCACUCACCGCUCCUCACAGAGUUCUGGGAGAGCGCUUUUGGCUGCAGCCUGGGGGGAAGUCAGACUGUAGCGGGUCAGAAAACAUGCGAUGGAAACCAGAAUCUGCGAGAUCUGCAGAACCCCUACACAGACACGUCCCAGUUGCGCAUCUCUAACAUGGUAUACAAGGCUGUGUAUGCAAUAGCCCAUGCCAUACACAGCGUCAUCUGCACAGAUGAACCUAACGCUCCACUCCAUUGCAACACAAGUAUCCGAGUUGAGCCACUGCAGGUCAUGGAGCACCUGAGAAAAGUUAACUUCUCCAGGAAUGGGUACGCAGUCUCAUUUGAUGCCAAUGGGGAUCCAGUGGCCACUUAUGAGCUGGUGAACUGGCAGGUGACGAGGGAUGGGAACAUGGAGUUUAUGACUGUGGGCCACUAUGAUGCAUCUGCCCGAGAUGGACAGGUUUUCAUCAUUAAGAAGAACAUUACCUGGGCAGGCAGCCAGCUGCAGGUGCCUGUGUCAGUGUGCAGUGACAGCUGUCUCCCAGGCACUCGGAAGGCCAUGCUGAAAGGAAGGCCUGUUUGCUGCUACAACUGUGUGCCCUGCGCUGAGGGAGAAAUCAGCAAUGCUACAGAUUCCCUGAACUGCAUCACUUGUCCAGCUGAUUACUGGUCGAAUGCCGAGAAGGAUGAAUGUUUACCCAAACCUGUUGAAUUCUUGUCCUUCCAUGAGAUUCUGGGGAUCAUCCUUGCAGCUUGUUCUGUAACUGGGGCCUGCUUGGCCACCAUGGUGGCUGCCGUGUUUUACAGACACAGGGACACUCCCAUUGUGAAAGCCAACAACUCAGAGCUGAGUUUCUUGCUGCUCUUUUCCUUGAAACUGUGUUUCCUUUGCUCUCUUACCUUCAUCGGCCGGCCCUCUGAGUGGUCCUGUAUGCUGCGCCACACUGCGUUUGGGAUCACCUUUGUUCUCUGCAUCUCCUGUGUUCUGGGAAAAACAAUAGUGGUGUUAAUGGCUUUCAGGGCUACACUUCCAGGCAGUACUGUGAUGAAGUGGUUUGGGCCUCUGCAGCAGAGACUGAGUGUUGUUGCUUUCACUCUCAUACAGGUACUUAUUUGUGUGCUUUGGUUAACAAUAUCCCCUCCUUUCCCCUACAAGAACAUGAAGCACUACAAAGAAAAGAUCAUUCUAGAAUGUGAUGUAGGAUCAGCAGUGGGGUUCUGGGCUGUACUGGGUUAUAUUGGGCUCCUCUCUGUAUUGUGCUUUGCUUUAGCUUUUCUGGCUCGUAAGCUGCCAGACAACUUCAAUGAAGCCAAAUUCAUCACAUUCAGCAUGCUCAUAUUCUGUGCAGUCUGGAUCACCUUUAUACCAGCUUAUGUCAGUUCACCUGGAAAGUUCACUGUAGCUGUGGAGAUCUUUGCAAUUUUAGCUUCCAGCUUUGGUUUGAUCAUUUGCAUUUUUGUCCCUAAAUGUUUCAUAAUAUUGUUUCGGCCGGAGCAAAAUACCAAAAAGCACAUGAUGGGGAAAAUGCCAUCACAAUCUCUCUGAAGCACACAAAGAUUCAGUAAUAUUGAUGGAUGAUUGUAUUGUUAUGUUUGUUUUAUUAUUCUGCUACUGUAUAUUUUUUAAAGAGAAAAACACACAUAUCUGUAAAUAUCUCUGUGGACCAUAUUUGUACCUCUAAUAUUAACUUAGCUGGAGCCAUAGACAAUUGGGGAUUUCAUACCACCAAUAAAAGAUUGAUGAAUCAGAGUGAUUGUGUUUUCUGAAUUUUCUGUAAAUUGCUCAAUUGUUCAGUCUGCCUGCAGAGGGCAUGUGCUGGAGGCAGGCAGAGUCAGUCCUACUCCUUUGGGUGCUGCAGAGGGAGCGUGGUGUAGGGGUGAAGUCUGCUGCCAGCCUAACAAUAUACAUCAUCAUCGUGCUUGUUUUUCAGGGCUGGGAGGGCAUAGCUGUUUUUGGUUUUCUCUUUCCGUAAUCAUUUGCUUUAAAAGUCCUGUGUGAAUAUGACUUUAGCAAAGGACUCCCACAGAUAUUUAGCAGAUUGCUCUCAGGGAUUCAGAGAAACACAGCAUGAUCACAUGCUGUUUAUUGUUUAUCUACCAGCUGUUCUCCAUCUAACAGAACGGGUGUAUAGGGCUUACGUAGAUUUCUGAGCAUAAAAUUAGCACCUUCCACAUGAUUGAUUUGGAAAUUACAUUAAACUCUGUGAGUAAAAUCAAACAAUUUUCUACUGUUACCUCCACAGCCAGUGGAAGUUCAUUGAGUUUCAUGAGACUGACUUAGCUCUGCAGUUCACACAAGUAAAUCUCUCUGCUUCAGAUCCUAAUUAGAAACACAUCAUUUGCCACUUUUGUCAGCAUGAAACACUCUUCACUACAACAAUCCAGUUAAAGUGAUAAUGUGGAACACAAGUGGUAACAAGUAGAGGCACUUCAAAGGGUUCUUUGAGACAAUAUAUUUUUGGGGGGUUGUGGUAUGCCAAACAUACUGUUCUUAAUGAAAUUUCCUGCUAAUGACCUAGAUUGAUAUUAGUAUUCAAUUUAUUUUCUAAUAUAUUUUGCCUUGAAUCGGGCAUGGGCUUCACUGUCAAGAAGUAUGCACUUCUGACUCCAGUUGCCCCUAUUUGUCUUCCCCUUAGAUUUUAAAACCAACAUUCCCUAAGCCACUGUUCCUCAGCAAGUUCAGAAGUCUAAAUCGCUUAAAAUACCCUGCCAAACAUGCCCCACCAACCACCAUUCAACCAUACAGAAUAUUAAUGGGGCAAACAUAUGUCUGGAUAGGUUUGUAAGAAUUUAUUCAAUAUGCCUCAAUUUGUAUCUCUGUUUAUAUAUUUAUUUGAUGCUUUCUGUAAAGUGAAUGAUUGCAUGUUUCUUGAUAUCAAUGUCUGUUUGUAAAUGUGAUUG